Molecule: messenger RNA, 2615 nt
Organism: Acyrthosiphon pisum (pea aphid)
Lineage: Eukaryota; Metazoa; Arthropoda; Insecta; Hemiptera; Aphididae
Product: zinc finger protein 271-like
Exons: 1
Coding region: 145-1470 (441 amino acids)
Biological process (GO): regulation of transcription by RNA polymerase II
Cellular component (GO): nucleoplasm
Molecular function (GO): DNA-binding transcription repressor activity, RNA polymerase II-specific; RNA polymerase II cis-regulatory region sequence-specific DNA binding
Source: RefSeq, a predicted model, not a curated record
UAACAAUACCUAUAGUUUAGAAGAAUCCAAUAUAAUACUCUCUAUGCCAGCAAUAUUUUGGUGAAUUAACUGCAGGUUGUUCAAUCAAGAAACAGUGGGUACUCGUGUGAUGAUGGUUAUAAAUUAAUAACUUGUAGACGCAUAAUGACGACACACGAGCGGACGUAUAUGAAGAUGAAAGCUUACACAUGCGAUGUAUGCGACAUGUCUUUUAGUCAAAGUGGGUAUUUGACUACUCAUCGACGUACCCACACGGGUGAGAAACCAUUUGCGUGCGAUGUAUGCGAAAAGACGUUUACUGAAAGUAGCAUAUUGACGUGUCACCAUCGGACUCACACGGACGAGAAACCAUACGCAUGCGAUGUAUGCGAUAUGUCAUUCAGUCAAAGUUGUAAUUUGACAAGACAUCGUCGGACCCACACUGGGGAGAAGCCUUUUGCGUGUGAUAUAUGUGACAAAUCGUUUGCUACAAGUGGCACAUUAACGUAUCAUCAUCGGACUCACACAGGCGAGAAACCUUACGCAUGCGAUGUAUGCGAAAAGACGUUUGCUGAAAGUAGCACAUUGACAUGUCACCGUCGGACUCACACGGGCGAGAAACCAUACGCAUGCGAUGUAUGCGAUAUGUCGUUCAGUCAAAGUUGUAAUUUGACAAGACAUCGUCGGACCCACACUGGCGAGAAACUAUACGCAUGUGAUGUAUGUGGCAUGUCGUUCAAUCAAAGUGGUCAUUUGACAAGACAUCGACGGAUCCAUACUGGUGAGAAGCCUUUUGCGUGUGAUAUAUGUAACAAAUCGUUUGCUACAAGUGACACAUUAACGUAUCAUCGUCGGACCCACACUGGGGAGAAGCCUUUUGCGUGUGAUAUAUGUGACAAAUCGUUUGCUGCGAGUGACACAUUAACGUAUCAUCGUCGGACCCACACUGGGGAGAAGCCUUUUGCGUGUGAUAUAUGUGACAAAUCGUUUGCUACAAGUGGCACAUUAACGUAUCAUCAUCGGACUCACACAGGCGAGAAACCUUACGCAUGCGAUGUAUGCGAAAAGACGUUUGCUGGAAGUAACACAUUGACAAUACAUCAACGAACCCACACUGGCGAGAAACCAUUUGCGUGCGAUGUAUGCGAAAAGACGUUUGCUGGAAGUAACACAUUGACAAUACAUCAACGAACCCACACUGGCGAGAAACCAUUUGCGUGCGAUGUAUGCGAAAAGACGUUUACUGAAAGUAGCACAUUGACAAGACAUCGUCGGACCCACACUGGUGAGAAACCAUUUGCGUGCGAUGUAUGUGACAAAUCAUUUGCUACAAGUUACACUUUAUCGAAUCACCAUAGGACUCACACGGGCGAGAAACCAUACGCAUGCGAUGUAUGUAACAUGUCGUUCAGUCAAAGUGGUCAUUUGACAAGACAUCGACGGACCCACACUGGUGAGAAACCAUUUACGUACGAUCUAUGCCAUAAGUAAUUUCUGAAUGUGGCAAUUUGACGAUACACAAGCGGAAACACACUUUAGUUCUAUGAUGGGCCGGAUUUAAAGAGGAUAAAUCAGGUCAUCAUAUUAUUUUAGCACUGAAUGUGUCACGUUGUCGUUUAUUAAUACUAAAUUAAUAAUUUGUAAUAUUCAUAAAUAAAUAUUCAAAUAUUUUGUAUGGUUUUUAAUGUUUGUUAAAUAAACCAUACUAUUUAUUGAAUGUUUCAUAACAUAUUAUAUCGAAUAUAAGCAUUGUAAUUUUGUAUUUCUUAAAAUUAAUAAUAUCAUUUGUAAAAUUCCCGAAUACCUAAUUUAUUACAUGGUCAUGUGUAACAGCUUGGCAACCCCAGCUGAUUGAUUUAUUAAUUAUUAUAUUAAUUUAUUGUAUAGAGUCUAUACUAUAGACGAUGUAUCUUAGCCGUCUAAGGCUCACGCUAUUAUUUUAUUUUCAUUAGCCUCUUGAGCUCUUAUUCCACGAGAGAUUAUGUCGGGAGGGUUUUCAUUUUUCCGUACAUGUCGUCAUUGAGAAGGACUGGAAACCUUAAGUAUAUUUGUGACUCUAUUUAAUACAUACGUUUUUAGACGGCUAGAGUCGCUAUUCAGCCAGGUUAAUUCAAUCAUGGAGUCAGUCCAGAGUUGAAAUUCUUGUGAGUUUAGUUUCCAUGUAUUGUUUAUUUAACGUUUCAUAAUAUAUUUUAUCAAAUAUAUGCAUCGUAAUUUUGGACUUCUCAAAAUUAAUAAUAUCGUUUGUAAAAUUCCUAACUACCUAAUUUAUUACAUGGUUAUGCUUAACAAUGUGGCAACACCAGCUUAUUAAUUUAUUGUAUAGAAUCCAUACUAUAGACGAUUAGGUCGGCAGAGUUUUCAUUUGUCGAUACAUGUCGUCAUUGAGAAUUACUGGAAACCUCCAGUAUUUGUGUGACUCUAUUCAAUACAUACAUUUAUAGACGCAUAGAAUCACUAUUCCGCCAGGAUAAUUCAACCAUGUAGGAGUCUGUGCAGAAUUGAAAUUCUUGUGAGUUUAUUUUCCAUGCAUCAGAAAUUUUGACAACCAACUAUACCAAUAAAUGUGUCCUAUUUAGCUCUAAACGGAAAAUAGUUACACCCUUGAGUGGAGCUACUUGAGUAUUCCAACGCAA